Molecule: messenger RNA, 2099 nt
Organism: Sorex fumeus (smoky shrew)
Lineage: Eukaryota; Metazoa; Chordata; Mammalia; Eulipotyphla; Soricidae
Gene: ARL6IP1
Product: ADP ribosylation factor like GTPase 6 interacting protein 1
Exons: 6
Coding region: 56-667 (203 amino acids)
Source: RefSeq, a predicted model, not a curated record
GUCGCGGCGCGGGGCAACGUCUGUACUCGAGUGCGCGGCGACUCGGCGGGGGACCAUGGCGGAGGGCGACAAUCGCAGCACCAACCUGCUGGCCGCAGAGACCGCCAGCCUGGAAGAGCAGCUGCAGGGCUGGGGUGAAGUCAUGCUGAUGGCCGACAAGGUCCUGCGCUGGGAGCGAGCCUGGUUCCCGCCUGCUGUCAUGGCCGGGGUGUCCCUACUGUUCCUGACUAUCUACUAUCUCGACCCAUCCGUGCUGUCUGGCGUUUCCUGUUUCGUCAUGUUUCUGUGCUUGGCCGACUACCUUGUCCCCAUUCUUGCUCCCAGGAUUUUUGGCUCAAAUAAGUGGACCACCGAGCAGCAACAGAGGUUCCAUGAGAUCUGCAGCAGCCUGGUGAAGACGCGCCGCAGAACCGUGGGCUGGUGGAAGCGCCUCUUCACGCUCAAGGAGGAAAAGCCAAAAAUGUACUUCAUGACCAUGAUCGUCUCCCUGGCUGCCGUGGCGUGGGUGGGACAGCAGGUGCACAACCUGCUGCUCACCUAUCUGAUCGUGACCUUCUUGCUGCUGCUUCCCGGACUAAACCAACACGGAAUCAUCUCGAAGUACAUUGGGAUGGCCAAACGGGAGAUCAACAAGCUCCUCAAGCAAAAAGAAAAGAAAAACGAGUAAGGGGCUUCGUUGGACCAAAGCCCCCAUGGCAUGUGCACUGUCCUCGGGAAGCCUCUGCUCUGGCGUCUGGAUGCUGGGGUCUUCCCGAAGCAGCUCCCCACGCCCCCUCCCCAUCCCCUAGUUGGUAGAAAUGCAAGCCCUAUAGAGUGGGCCUUGGGGCUGUGUCUUCCUGUCCGGCCUCGGGGUGCCCUCUCCCCGCGGGCCAUCCUUGGACCACUCCCCUGCUGUAGGACUUUUGUUUCUGAGUUUUCCCGUCCAGCGUUCAGCUGGGUCCCUCCUUUGAAGUCAUCCCCUCUAAGGUAGCGUAGUAGUGAGUUUUGUCUGUGGUGCCGUGAACAAUGAUGCCGGGUACAUGCCCCAGCUGGUCAUUGCUUUAGUUAGGGAUGGGGUGGGGGUCGCGGGUGCUACUGUCUGCCUGUGUGGGAAACGGUCCACUCCGGCCUCAGAAAUGCAGAGACCGGGCUGACCGCCUCCGAUGGCUAGACCAAGUGAGAGUCAUUCCUGCUCCCAUGGCUAAGGUGCGGCUCCUCUCUGGCCCCAGGGUUCCUCCUUCCUUCUUCCCCCCCCCCGCCCCCCCCUUGCGCUUGGACCUCAGGUCAGUCCAUGCAGGCUUGUGAAUCGCAAACUUCCAGAAGGGCGGCUUCCAGAGUCUCCGCCUACCCAGACAGAAGCACCACUGCUCACGACUCCUGUCCAGGCCCUUAACUUGAAUACCAGCCAUUAAAGAACAAAAGUCUUUGUCUGUUCAGCGGCAGACAGCCUUUCUGCUGCGGCUCAAGUCUCCCUGCUCCUUGUAGCUUUUCCAGGGAAGCGUCUAGGUCCUCCCUGAGUGACUGGUCAUCCUGGGCAGCUUGGGCCUUCCGAUUAGGAAGAGGGGGUGGCCUCCUCAGGGCCAGGGCAGUGACCUGGCUGCAGAGACCCGUGACUCCUUGGAAAGCUGUUCUAGAGCCCUACCCCGCCCCGCCCCGCCCCACCCCCGUUAGCAGCUAGACCCGUAGAGUAGGUGAAACUGUAGGAAUGAGCCUCCGAGCUGACAAUGUGAGGAUUUGGGAACAAUUCUUCGGCCCGGAUUAACUGGCUGUAAUAUAGUUCUGUGAAUUGGUUGCACUGAAGCUGUCAGGCCGGACCUUGUUGCUCCUCCCCUAAGCAAGGGCUGUUUCUGCUGUAAACAGGCACCCGGGUAGUCUAGGUUUCGGUGGUUGGUUGUUUGUUUCCUCUUUCAUGUUUCCUGUGAAAAUUACCAACUACCUUAAGGGUACAUGUGUUUCUCGCCGUUGUAAAUAAGCCUGUCUUCCUACUGGAUUCUUGUGUGUGUGUGUGUGUGUGUGUGUGUGUGUACUUGUUUGACCAAUGAACUACUUUUGCGGUUUGAUCGCUGUUACUUCUACUUUGUUUCAUGUAAAGGGGGAAAAAUUAAAAAAGCUGGAAUCCC